Phacochoerus africanus (Common warthog) is the source of this 1980-nucleotide messenger RNA. RefSeq lists its product as uncharacterized. Gene Ontology annotation, cellular component: myosin complex. The record is from RefSeq and is a predicted model, not a curated record. Bases 1 to 1980 code for a protein of 659 amino acids. The transcript has 11 exons. Lineage: Eukaryota; Metazoa; Chordata; Mammalia; Artiodactyla; Suidae.
AUGGCUGAGCUGACCGAGCACUUGGAGAACCUGCAGAGGGUCAAGUCCAAGCUGGAGAAGGACAAGCAGGUUAUGAAGGCCGAGAUCGAUGACCUCAGCGCCAGCGUGGAGACUGUGCAGAAUCCAAGUGGGUUCGUCCUCCCUGAGCAGAUGAACGCCGAGGCCCACGUCCGAAAGCUGGAAGAUAACUUAUCAGAAGCCAACGCCAAGGUGGCUGAGCUGGAGCGGAACCAGGCGGAGAUCAAUGCCAUCAGGACCCGCCUCCGAGCUGAAAACAGUGAACUGAGCCAGACACAGGAAGAAUCCCAGUGCCGCCUCAAUCAAAUCCUGCGGAUAAAGACAUCACUGACGUCGCAGGUGGACGAUUACAAGAGGCAGCUGGAUGAAGAGUCCAAGGCCCGCAGCGCGGCCGUGGUGAGUCUCGCCAACACCAAGCAUGACCUGGGCCUGAUCAAGGAGCAGCUGGAGGAGGAGCAGGGCGGCAAGUCGGAGCUGCAGCGCCUUGUGUCCAAACUCAACACCAAGGUGACCACCUGGAGGACCACGUAUGAGACGGGCGCCAUCCAGAGGGUGGAGGAGCUGGAGGAGACCAAGAGGAAGCUAACCGCCAGGCUCCAGGAAGCAGAAGAGGCAGCAGAAACGGCCCAGGCCCGGGCCGCCUCCCUCGAGAAAAAUAAACAGAGACUCCAGGCAGAAGUGGAGGACCUCACCAUCAACUCGGAGAAGGCCAACGCUGCCGCCGCCGCCGCCGCCCUGGACAAGAAGCAGCGGGUCUUUGACAAGAUGCUGGCCGAGUGGCAGCAGAAGUGUGAGGAGCUGCAGGUGGAGGUGGACACGUUGCGGAAGGAGUGCCGCACGUACAUGACCGAGAGCUUCAAGAUCAAGACCGCCUACGAGGAGUCCCUGGAGCAUCUGGAGUCGGUGAAGAAGGAGAACAAGACUCUGCAGGAGGAGAUAAAGGAACUGAUUGAUCAGCUGGGUGAGGGAGGACGGCGUAUACAUGAGCUGCAGAAGAUGAAGAAAACGUUGGAGAUUGAGAAGGAAGAAGAACUCCAGGUGGCCCUGGAGGGAGCCGAGUCUUCCCUGGAGCUGAAGCUGGCUCAGGUGAAAGCUGACAUCGACCGGAGAAUUCACGAGAAAGAGGAGGAAUUUGAAGCUACGAGGAAAAACCACCAGCGGGCCAUUGAGUCCUUACAGGCCAGCCUGGAGGCAGAGGCCAAGGGCCGGGCAGAGGCACUUCGGCUCAAGAAGAAGAUGGAGACAAACCUGAAUGAGAUGGAAAUCCAGCUGGACCAUGCCAACAAAAACAACAGCUGCACAGAUCCUCCGGACAGCCGGGCCCUGCAUCGCCCAGCCCCUGACCUCCCCAAGGGCAGGGCCAUGCUUUGCACCACCUUCCCCUGGAGCCUCCACCUCCCCACCAGGAAGGCCAGGUCACACUCAGGCCUGGAGACUGCCCAGGCUGUGAAAGGUGGGGCUCAGGCCGGGUCCUCUUGCCCAACCCAGGACCUGCAGAUCCAGAUGGACAAGGAUGCCCGGCAGCACGAGGAGCUGCAGGAGCAGUACAACCUGCAGGAGCAGUGCCUGAGCCUGCUGCAGACAGAGCUGGAGGAGGUGCGCUCGGCCCUGGAGGGCAGUGAGCGCUCACGCAAGCUGCUGGAGCAGGAGGUGGUGGAGGUCACCGAGCGGCACAACGAGCUCAACGUCCAGAACCAAAGCCUCCUCGUGGUCAAGCGCAAGCUGGAGUCGGAUGUCCAGCGCAUCUCCUACGAGCACGAGGAGCUCAUCAGUGAGUUCCGCUCGGCCGAAGAGAGGGCCAAGAAAGCCACGACAGACCUAAGUGUGUGCGCUGCCCGCUGUGACCAGGAGGGGCCUGGGCACCCCUCGCCAGGCCCCCGGCUGAGGACCAGGCCCCCCCCCCGGCAGGGAAGGCUGCCUCCUCCCAUCAUGGGUCACUGUGGGGUCCUGUCCCUACUCUGA